AUGCUUGGACGACCACGUAAGCAUUUACACUCUCUCCUUCAAAAAGAGAAAGAGUUGCAAGAAACUUUACAUCGAAUUUUGCUUGAAGAAAUUGCCCAUUCACUUUCUCCAAAUAUUUCCAGGCUCUCUCAUCUUUAUGGCCUACCUAAGACUCACAACGCCACACAGGAUAUGAGGCCUAUUUUAUCAGCAACUGAAACCUACAAUGACAAUCUGGCUGAAUGGCUUGAAGAAAAGCUGAAACCGCUUUUCAUAAAUGAGUAUACAGUCACUGACGCCUUUGCCUUUGCUGAUGAGAUUCGUACUCAUUCUAUGAAUGAUGAAGACAUAUUGGUUUGUCACGACGUCACAGCUCUCUUCACCAAUGUACCUUGUCCACAAAGCCUUCACAGAUGAUUGGUUCAACAAAAUCAAUGGCCUUAAUCUGCAAAAGGAUCAGCUUGCUAAACUACUCAAAAUUGCCACAACCAAUCAGCUUUUACAGUUUAACGGUCAAGUUUACGAACAAAUAGAUGGCGUGGCUAUGGGCUCCCCACGUGGUACUCUAAUGGCCAAGUCUUCAUAUGUCAUCUUGAAGAAACACUUACGCGCGAUGACUUAAUGCUCUAUCUGUACAAGAGGUAAGUCGACGACACCCUAGCCAGAAUGCCUAGCGCUGCUGCUGCUGUUGUGCUUCUUAUUACUCUGUAGCAGGCCUGACUCUGUAUAACCUACACUCUAGUCUAACUUUUACGAUGGAGCUUUCUGCUGUUAAUGAGAUCUCUUUUAUCGGCAUUGAAAUCGUCAAGUACGGAACUAAACUUGAAGCUCAAGUU
Molecule: messenger RNA, 815 nt
Organism: Pocillopora meandrina
Lineage: Eukaryota; Metazoa; Cnidaria; Anthozoa; Scleractinia; Pocilloporidae
Source: the annotation of a GenBank genome assembly